Molecule: messenger RNA, 687 nt
Organism: Diaporthe amygdali
Lineage: Eukaryota; Fungi; Ascomycota; Sordariomycetes; Diaporthales; Diaporthaceae
Exons: 2
Coding region: 1-687 (228 amino acids)
Source: RefSeq, a predicted model, not a curated record
AUGGCGAGUGCCGGUGGCCCAGCUGGUGGCGGGGCGCUGGCUCCGGCUCCAGCUCCGGCUCCGGCUCCGGCUCCACCAGGUCCGCCCGGUGGUCGCGCGGGCCUCACCAGGCUAUGUCCGAGGUGCGGAGUAAGGAGGCCAACAUACCACUUCAUUAGGCGCAACGCCAGAAGCACAAGGAAUCUCGUCAUAAACUGUGCCACGUGCCGUGGGUUCCGACCAGCCGACCCGAGCAGGCCAGACGGCUACGCGGGGGGUGGGGGUGCUGCUAACGGUGUCGACCCCAACAGUGGAGACGAGGAUGACGAUGACGAUGAUGAUGACGACGACGACGACGACGACUAUGAUGGCGAUCGGAUCGGGCAGCACAGGGGAUCGCGGCGGGGAUCGCGGCGCGGGUCGAGACACGGCGCGAGCAGCGGGGACCCCCACGACUCGGAUUCCUCAGACUCGGAUUCCCCAGACUCGGAUCACUCCCAUGGCAGCGACGAUGACCGGAGGCCUCAUUUUGGUGACAUGUCGUUGGGCAGGCACAGGCACCACAGGAGGGACAGGCACGCCGACGGCGGCGAUGCGGCUCAGCUGCGGGAUGAGUCGGAGUGGGUAUUGACGGGGCUGGGGAUCGUGCUGUAUUUCUUUGGCUGGUUCUCUAUUGUGGCUUUGUUCGUUGUGAUUGUAGCAUUUUAG